CCGGCCUGACACGGUGCUGUGGCAAAAAAAAAACUGCGUUUUCACUCACCGGCGCGACUCGCCCCGCGGCCCCGUCAAGUUCGGUCGUUAGGAGGGCUGCGCUCUCCAUCUCCCGUCGGAAACCAUUAAAAACAAAAGACAACUCAGUCGGCGCGGUAGCUUUCCCAGCCCAGGCAGCGUCUCAUCCCCGCGGCCGUCCUGACCAGCUGCUGGCAUUUAAAGUUUAUCAGGGAAAAAAAGCCACCAUUGAUGGGCAGCCUGCCUGCGGGAUUUGGCGGUCGCCGUGCUGCCCGGAGCCCUGCGCCCUUGGCUCCGCCUCCGCGGCGCUGACUCCGUCAGUCUCCGAGCGCCUGCGUCCUGUCCGAAUGGGGAAGGCGGCCGCCACGCUGAGCCCGCUGUCUGAGCUCCCGAAAGCAGCAGCAGCAGCAGCAGCUGGCGGCGGGGUGUCCGAGGGCUGCCGACGCAUCUGAGGUGGGAGGCGGCUUCGUGUAGCUUUUAAACCCCGGGGAGGCGAACCGGCGACAUGUUCCCCGUCAGACCCGGGAAACCGACGUUCAAGUCGUACCUGCCUCUGCCGACCGAAGGGAAGAAUCCUAUCCAGGGCAUGAAGAACUUGGAGGCGAAGUUGCUGCCCGGUGAGAUCGUGGUGACCGAGGUGAACUUCGUGAGGAAAUGCAUCGGCCCCGACAGCAGCCCGGACGACCUGUGGGGGAAGCUGAUCUGCACCAACUUCAAGAUCUCCUUCGUGACCCACGGUAGUCUUCCUCGGCAGAAAUUCCAGUAUACGAACCGGCUUUUGGGAGAGCACGACAUCCCCCUGGCAGGAGUGGAGCAGGUAGUCACCGCGAACGAAGCGAAGGGCAAGCAGAAGGUUCUGGGCUCAAACCAGAAGCUCAAGUUCAGUCCCACCGAGCUUAUGGUUUACUGCAAGGACUUCCGCAUCGUCAGGUUCCGCUUUGACGAGGCCGGGCCAGACAGCACCAAGAAGGUGUGCCUGGCCAUCGCUCACUACUCCCAGCCCGCCGACCCCCAGCUGCUCUUCGGCUUCGAGUAUACCGGCAAGUGCUUCCACAGCUCCUCAGGUGACCGGGCCAAUGGUCUGGACCCCGGAGGCAGCUUACAGACCGCCCUGUUUGACCGCUCCUCUGACUGGGACCGCGAGAUCAAACGCACUGGAGCCUCUGGCUGGAGAGUGUGCUCUGUCAACGAAGGUUACGCAGUCUCUCCCAGCCUUCCCGAGUUUUUCGUGGUACCGGCGUCGUUGGCGGACCAAGAUCUGAAGCAGUUCUCCGUCUCCUUUGCAGGCAAGCGCAUCCCAAUGUGGUGCUGGAAUCACAGCAAUGGGAGUGCUCUGGUCCGAAUGGCCGGCAUUAGGGACCCUCUUCAGCAGAGGAACGUUGACCGGAGGAUCUGUAGCGCCAUCACCAAGAGCCAUCCCAAGUGCAACGACGUUCUCAAGUCCGACCUGGACAGAAGCCUGCCGAACAUCCAGGAGAUCCAGGCUGCCUUCGUCCGGCUGCGGCAGAUCUGCGUCAUUGAGCCCUUUGAGGAGAACGAGGAGAGGUGGCUGUCGUCCCUGGAAAGCUCGAAGUGGCUCGAGUAUGUCAGGGCCUUUUUGAAACUCUCCGUAGAGGUAGUCUACAUGCUGGAGGGACAGCUGUGUUCGGUCAUGCUGCAAGAGGAGGAGGACCGUGACCUCGCCUGCGUGGUCUCCUCUCUGGUGCAGCUCAUGCUGGACCCCCAUUACCGCAGCCUGGGGGGCUUCCAGAGCCUGGUGCAGAAGGAGUGGGUGAUGGCUGGCCAUCGCUUCCUGGACAGGUGCAACCACUUGAAGAAGAAUGAUGGGGAAGAGUGCCCCCUGUUCCUGCUCUUCCUGGACUGCGUGUGGCAGCUGAUGAACCAGUAUCCCGCCGCCUUUGAUUUCACAGAGACCUACCUGACCGUGCUCAGCGACAGCAUGUGGAUCCCCGUCUUCAGCACCUUCCUCUUCAACUGUCCCCGACAGUGUGCCGAGCGCAGCAGGGACUUUGCGCAGAGUGAAAGCAUCGAGCUCGGGCAGGACAAGGCUCUGCGCUUCCCCUGCGUGUGGGACUGGGGACAUCAGUUCUCCGUAAAGGAUCAGACCCUGUUUAACAGUCCUCUCUACGUGGGCAAGAGUGUCACCUUUGUGCAUAAUGGCACAGUGAAGACCUUCAGGCGGACCAAGAAGAGCCACAGUGCCUCCCUGAGGGGCCCGCCAUCUUUGCCCAACGGGUCGAUGGUCGAGCUGGAUACGCUCACGCGGCGAAACUCCCUGGCACUGCGGCUGAAACCGGAAUUCUGGCCGCCGCGCGAAGUCCCAGAGAGCCCGGCAGAGAGCUUCUCCCGCGAGUGGCUCUCGCGGCCCGUGGACCUGCAGGGCCUCCUGCUGCCCCAGCUUCUGCCCUCUCAUCUCCAGCUUUGGAGGCUCUACUUUCUGCGCUGGGUCCCGGAGGCCCAGAUCUCGCGUGGCGGCUCCGUCACGGCUUUUCACCGGCUGUCGCUGCUGGCCGACGAGAUCGAGACCCUGCAGAACCAGCUGCGGCAGCAUCGGGCCUCUACGCCGGCCUCCACCCCCGCCUCCACCCCCGCCUCCACCCCGGCUACCCCCGACCACGAAAGCAGCCGGAUGUACUUUAAGGCCGGCACCCCUGACGACCUACCCUCGACCCCUGAUUACCUCACCUCCUCGUUCCCCUUCUCUCCCGUCGGUAACCUCUGCCGGCGCAACAUUCUGGGAACCCCCUUCAGCAAGUUCCUCAGCGGAGCUAAGAUCUGGGUCUCCAGUGAGAACCUGGCCAACGAGACUCUCUGAAACACUGGACCAGGGCUCAUUGCAGCCCCCGACCUCCAUGGUGGAAGAUCUGAUUGGUGUGCCUGCAGCAAGCAGGACGCGCUGUGAGCCAGACCCUGCAGCCAUCAUGGCUAGAGUCCAGCAUCCUUUUCCUCCAUUGGUCUAGUUAUACCAGGGUGACUCCAUUGUGCCUGACUGCCUCUUAUGGUUAAACUUGCUUUUCAUGAGGAUGAUGUGUAACUUUAAGUAGGAAAGUGACAUAAAACAACAUACAUUUUCUGGGAGAAAUGGAGGGAGGACCCUUAACAGAUUUUUCCUCCCUCUGGUUGGUCGCAUGUUCUGAUCCUUUUGUGUGCGUGUCCCGGAGGAAUGGUUUAAGGCUGCCACCUUCUGGUAAGGUGUUACCCCAGCUGCGCCCAGUCGGGUGUAUGUGGCCGUAACUCCUAAAUGUUUGCCUCACUCUGGUGAAGGGCGUACACCCCGAAACGGGUGACCUUGGUCUUUAUCAGGGUGGGGCCCUUGGCUGCCCGGUGACGAGGCUGAGGUGGGGGACGGUAGGGAAUGUGCUCCUGUUGUUUUAGUCCCGUGCGGGAUGCGCAAAUCCCUGACUGUGUGCUCUGCCGCUCAUCGCGGGGGUGCGAGUGCAGCUGCCCCGCCUGCCAGUGUCACGGCAGCAGACGACGAAAACAUUCACUGCUCAGCUGCAUUUGCCGCCCCAGUGUGAACUGCUGGGAUUCCGCCACAACAAACCAAAUAUUUAAUUUUCCCGUGGUAUGCGUGUUGGUGUGUCAUAUGAAUUUGAAUGAUGGUUUUUUUUUCUGCUAAUGUACAUAUUUCGUUUGGAUUUUAAAUACUUACAAGUAAUUAUAUUAGUGGUACAUUAAUUUUUAAGCUGAUAACUUAUAGUUAAGGUACAAUAACAUCUGCUUAAUUUCAGCCCUCGCUGCUAGCGCAUGCCGGCCGAGUCAGAGGCUCUGCCCGCAGUUUGAUACAGGGAUGCAGCACUGAUAUUUAUUCAAUUAUGCAAUGUGGUUCAAAUGGGAACAUCGACAGCCACUGUGCCUUUUGGAAAGGGGGGGGGGGGGAUCUGGGCUCACCACACACCAUUUAAUGGCCUUUGCAAAAUAACUUCUAUGGGCACGUCGCAUUUUUCAGGACUUCGCAUCAGUGGAUGCGUACUGAGAGCUGCGCUGACCAAUACUGCUGCUGCUGCUGCACCCACAAGCUCUAUUGAAAUGUACGGUUCUGUUUAGCUCUUUUAAAUGCAAGACGGAAAUAAUCCUGUUAAGCAGUGAUAAUCCUGUUGCUGCACCCUGUGUUUAUGCCUUCGUCUGUGGGCCCCGGAGUCACACCGACUCACGCUCUACCAGUCGGGCUGCAUGGGCCCCGGGCCCUCAGCGUGCGGUCUGCUCAGGGCCCCUCUCGGCGAGGGGUAGGUUGUUUCUGAGUGUCGUAGGCGUGCUCCAGGGUUACAGAGGGCUGACUAUGGAUGAUAUUUAAGAUAUCAAAAACAGCACUCAAUAAAAGUACUCUGCAGAAUCUCA
Messenger RNA from Brienomyrus brachyistius, 4356 nucleotides. It is a transcript of the gene mtmr10, whose product is annotated as myotubularin related protein 10. The transcript has 16 exons. The record is from RefSeq and is a predicted model, not a curated record. The coding region runs from base 524 to 2833 and encodes 769 amino acids. NCBI's taxonomy places the organism in Eukaryota, Metazoa, Chordata, Actinopteri, Osteoglossiformes, Mormyridae.